Molecule: messenger RNA, 3492 nt
Organism: Pecten maximus
Lineage: Eukaryota; Metazoa; Mollusca; Bivalvia; Pectinida; Pectinidae
Exons: 8
Coding region: 1632-2777 (381 amino acids)
Biological process (GO): DNA integration; DNA recombination
Molecular function (GO): DNA binding
Source: RefSeq, a predicted model, not a curated record
AAUCACGUUGAUGCCUUGAUUGUUGUCCGAUUGUGAAACAAACACAUCAUUUGACUGUUAAUUAGAAAAGUCAUAUGAUUGAAAAGUAAUAUUGACAAAUUAAUGGUAAUUGUGACAAAAACGAAAGAGGAAGUAAACAGGUGGGAAUUCCGAUGACAUAAUGAGUAACUUUAUUUUGUCUUACAGAGAGGCUAUGCUUAUGUCCAGGGUGAUUUAGUCGACCGGGAAGACAGUCCAGUGAAACCAGCCUUCCCUGGGAAUUGCAUGAUUGAUAAGAGUUAAGUCAAAGGUCAAGUUUAUAUAACACCGGAGAGGACAGCUGAGGAUGGUAAGGACAAACCAGUCAAUCUUGUCAGCAGUGCAUUGCAUCUUACCGGGGAAUUUCAUAAAAACACCAGAAGAGCUGUACAUACAAGUAACUCCAUAGAAAAGAGGAUGGCCGAAAAACGUAGUACGUCCCCAGCUGAUGAUCAGCAGUAUGAAAUCAGAAAUCUAUAUUCUGAUAUGGUACUAAGUCUCCGGGAAAUGAUCAACCCAAAUAGGAAAUCGGCCUGGGAGAAACUUUUGAUUGCACUAGACCCAUUGUUACCUUAUGAAAUCCAUGAUGAUGACAUAAAAAAUAUUGUACAAAUACUUGAGAAGCUGAGGGCAAAAGGAAAGAUUGAUCUUAUGAGAGGUUCCUUUGAGAAACUCCAUCAUGCACUCAUGAAAGUUGAUGUUGAUGCAGCCAAGGUUGUUCAGGAGAAAUCAGAAAAGAUAAAGGCGCUACUGUCCGAAGGGAAGUGUAAUCUUUUUUACUUGUUAUUAAAUAUAGUUUUGUUUUAGGAAUGAAAUCAUAAAUAAAUCACACAAACUUAGUUAUGAUAAACAAUUCAAUGGUACAUAUUAUAGCUUGUAACACUGUAUGCUCUCUUCAGCAUUUAUCAAGCCACUUUCAACUUAUAUUUCUAAUUGCUUUACACAUUGCCUCAUUUUUUCUAGAGUUUGUAAUUCCUAAUGUAUAAAUAAAAUGUUCAGUUUCAGCAAGACAAUAAUAAAGCGAUGACUGAUCUGUCUUUGUAAUAUUGUAUCAGAGCUGUUCAGUGUCUGCUUGUAGCUGUUUGGUACCAAAUGGUAUCACAGCUGAUUGAUGUCUGGUUGUAACAGUGUGGUACCCAAUGGUAUCACAGCUGAUUGGUGUCUGGUUGUGAAAGUGUGGUACCCAAUGGUAUCUUAGCCUAUGACUGGCACCAAAUGGCCUCAAAGCUGUUUGAUGUUUGUUUGUGAAAAUGUGGUACCCAAUCGUUUCACACCUGAUUGCUGCCUGGAUAUGAAAGUGCGGUACCAAUACAUCAUAGAUUGUACCCAAUAGUAUCACAGCUUAUUGAGGUCUGGUUGUGAAAGUGUGGUACCCAAAAGUAUUACAAUGAGCUGUAGUGCGGUACCCAAUGGUAUCUUGCAUAUAGAGGUUUGGUACCCGUUUGUAUCACAUUAUAUCGAAGUGUGGUACCCGAUCGUAUCGCAGCUGAUUAAUGAAACUGCCUCUUUAUUAUUAUUAUUAUGGUAUAUAAUUACAUCAUGCCAUUUAUUUACUUACAGGAGAACCAGCAGCUAAGAGACGUAAGACUGAAGAUGGAUUCCAGAUUAAAGAAAUGGAUCCUAGGUUCAAAGCUAUGAUAGGAGAUCCAGCUGCAAAAAGACAUAUGAGUAGAGAUGGAUUCCAGAUUAAAGAUAACACGCCUGUCACUGUUGCCUUAGAGGACAAUGGGUCUUUGUCCCCAUGUGAGGGAAACCCUGUGAUGGGUAAUUGCGUAUCCAACGUGGGUCAGUCUACGGUAGCAAGCAUGGUUGCUGAUGAGGUUUCAGGCUUAGGACUUUGUCAAGUGAUCCAGAAUGCUGUCCGAGGUUCCGGAGUGAAGGAAGGAUCGUUUCUGGACAGACAAUCCUCCAGGAUGGCUGAGCGUAUUUUGUUAAGCAAAAGUGAAAACACUAACUGUAAAUAUAACAGCGCGUUCAGAAAAUGGGAGACUUUUAUAUCUUCUCAUGGAUUUCCCGCCCUACCUGCCAGUCCUAUACAUGUUGCUCUGUACAUGAACAAUCUGUUAGAUAAAGGAUCGACUUAUUCUGUGUUGAAUACGGCCAUGUAUGCUAUCAAAUGGGCACACAAUGUCAGUGGACAUACCGAUCCUACUACGAACACUUUCGUCAUCAGUCUAGUGGAGGCAUCAAAGCGCGUCGCCAAAAAACCGGUGUGUAAGAAGACGCCGGUCACUACUGACAUUUUAAUUACAUUGUGUUCCAUGUUUUCUCAGACAGAGGACUUGUUAAUAGUUAGAGAUUUGACAAUGAUGCUGAUUUAUUUUUCAGAUUUGUUGAGUUUUAGCGAACUUUGUGAUCUGCGUUGUUCAGAUGUUAAGAUGUUUCAGGAUUAUUUCUAUCUUGUUAUAAGAAAACGUAAGACAGAUCAGUACCACCAAGGCAAUAAAGUUUUUAUAAGUAAGGGCAGUACAUCAGCCUGUCCCCAUACCAUGUUAAAAAGAUAUAUAGAACGAGCGGGGAUUGAUCUGAAGUCCGACGAAUAUUUGUUUAAGCAGGUAUACAAAUCUGGGUCCAUUUGUAAGCUUAUUCACAAAAAUAAGCCCAUCAGUUAUUCAGGAGUGAGAAAAGCUAUUAUCAAGAGAUUAAAAUUAGUUUCAGACGGGAAAGAGUUCGGUUUACAUUCACUACAGGCAGGGGGUGCUACCGUUGCAGCAAAUAACGAUGUGAAUGAACGGUGUUUAAAAAGGCAUGGUCGCUGAAAGAGCGAAUCGAGCAAAGAUGGCUAUGUAGCAGAUUCUUUAUCAAAAAUGUUAGAAGUAACUCAGAACUUAGGUUUGUAAUUUUGUAUCAUUUUUUUAUUGAUUAGUGCAACACCCUUUCUUUGUAAUUCUAUUUAAACGGCGGGCUAGACGGCAAAUGGAUAUUUGCGUUUUUGUUUCAUGUUAAAGGCACAUUUUAGUGUAGAGAAGACUAAAAUAUUCCCGUGUUUCGUAGUAAAGCGGGACUAGUUUGUCUUGUUCGACACGUACUAGCUAGUGUAGCACGUGCUGUGUGCUAUUGCGUUUCGCAGUAAAUGCGAGUUGGGGUCAUUUCUAGCCGUCGUUCCGUACUGAGCGGUCAUACCAUUUUUGUUUUUUGUUUGUUUUGGCUGUAUUGUAGAUUCAUAACGGUCAGUGUCUGUAUUGUACAGGAGGAUCUAACAUAGGUUCCAAUGUUACCCCUGAGGAUAACUUGCAGUGGGAAGUAGUUAGUCUGAACUCUCCCUUGCCAUUGGACGCAGGUUUCCGGAAAUUUAUCCGGUUUUUCCUGAGCGAGCAGGUUGAUCUCGAUGAAGGGGAUUUUUUACUCCUGAAAAAAUGUAAUCGUAUUAUUAUAGUGGCAAUAUUGGUCAUUAUAUCACUUGUAUAAUCACUAUUUUUUCAUGUCUGAUAUGAAACGCCGACCGCUAUUUAAACGGCGGGCUAGACGGCAAAU